Molecule: messenger RNA, 2070 nt
Organism: Dipodomys ordii (Ord's kangaroo rat)
Lineage: Eukaryota; Metazoa; Chordata; Mammalia; Rodentia; Heteromyidae
Product: vomeronasal type-2 receptor 116-like
Exons: 7
Coding region: 1-2070 (689 amino acids)
Biological process (GO): G protein-coupled receptor signaling pathway
Cellular component (GO): membrane
Molecular function (GO): G protein-coupled receptor activity
Source: RefSeq, a predicted model, not a curated record
AUGAGGUCCCUGGCUGGAACUAGCUGCUUUUCUACAAUGAAGCAACGAGCGCACAUGGAUGGAGAUGUGAUGAUUGCUGGGUUUUUUCCUCUCUACACUUUGGGAAUAGAUCACAGUCACAGUCAUAUUUCCAGGCAAGAAGAGAACAAGAUGUUUAUCUUCAAGAACUAUCAGUGUGUUUUGGCCUUAGCUUUUGCUAUUGAGGAGAUAAACAAAAACUCUGAUCUUUUACAUAAUUUAACUUUGGGAUUUGAUAUCUAUGAUGUUCACUUCAGAGCUUGGACAAUGUUUAAGAAUCCCUUCAUUUUUCUUUUUGGGAAGUAUAAGAUUCCAAACUACUCCUGUGUGAGAGUCAGCAAGUCUAUAGCAGUAAUUACAGGACCAUCAGGAAUAACAUCUGACCAGAUUGGGACAUUGCUAGGACUCUACAGAUUUCCACAGUUUACCUUUGGGCCUUUUGAUCAUGCCCUGAGUGACCAUAACAAGUUUCCUGCUCUCUAUCAGAUGGCCCCAAAGGACACAUCAAUAGCCACUGCUAUAGUCUCCUUACUGCUUCACUUCAGCUGGAACUGGGUGGGACUGCUGACCUCACAAGAUGAGAAUGCUUCAUGGGUUCUUGCUGAAUUAAAAGAAGAGAUGGCCAAGAACAGAGUUUGUAUAGCCUAUGAGCUAGUGAUGUCAACCCAAGACGCAUCACAUAUAUUCAAACUCGUAGCAGUUCAUAAAGAGAUAAAUGUAUCUUCAGCAAAUGUCAUCAUCAUAUAUGGUGAUAAUGAUUCCCUGAUAGCUUUAAUGCUGCACACUUUUCUGAAGAACUUCCAGUUUUAUAAUCCAACUGGAGAUCAAGUGAUUUGGGGUGAGAAAAGGAAAUUGGAGCCAGAGUAUGAUAUUCUAAACAUUUGGAAUUUUCCAGAGGGUCUUGAACUUGAGGUGAAAGUAGGAAAGUUUUCGCCAUAUGAUCCACAUGGCAAUCAACUGUCUUUAUCUGAAGAUAUGGUAGAGUGGGCAAUCGGAACUACAGAGACUCCUCACUCUGUCUGCAGUGAGAGCUGUGGUCCUGGAUUCAGGAAAUCUCCUCAGGAGGGAAAGGCUGCCUGUUGCUUUGAUUGUACACCUUGCCCAGAAAAUGAGAUUGCUAAUGGGACAGAUAGAGAGAAAUGUCUGCAGUGUUCAGAUCAUCAGUAUGCCAACACACAGAGGACUCAGUGUUUGUUGAGAGCUGAUAGUUUCCUGGGUUUUGGAGAUCCCUUGGGCAUGGCUCUGGUUGUCAUGGGCCUAUGCUUUUGUAAGCUCACUGCAAUUAUUCUUGGAAUAUUUUGGAGACACCAUGACACUGCCAUUGUCAAGGCCAAUAAUAGGGCUCUCAGCUACAUCUUGCUCAUCUCCCUCAUCUUCUGUUUCCUCUGUUCUUUGCUCUUUCUUGGCCGUCCCAACACAGUCACCUGCAUCCUGCAGCAGAUCACAUUUGGGGUUGUGUUCACUGUGGCUGUUUCCACAGUGUUGGCCAAAACAGUGACUGUGAUUCUAGCUUUCAAGGCCACUUCCCCAGGGAGAAGAAUGAGGUGGCUGCUGGUAUCAGGGGCUCCUAACUUCAUCAUCCCUAUUUGUACUUUGAUCCAACUGACACUUUGUGGAUUCUGGCUGGGAAGCUCUCCUCCCUUUGUGGAAACAGAUGCACAUUCUGAACCUGGCCACAUCAUCAUCCUGUGCAACAAGGGCUCCCUCACUGCCUUCUAUUGUGUCCUGGGAUACCUGGGUUCUCUGGCUCUGGCCAGCUUCACUAUGGCUUUUCUGGCCAGGAACCUGCCUGACACCUUCAAUGAAGCCAAGUUCCUGACCUUCAGCAUGUUGGUGUUCUGCAGUGUGUGGCUCACUUUCCUUCCUGUCUAUCACAGUGCCAAGGGGAAGAUCAUGGUGGCUGUGGAGGUCUUCUCCAUCUUUGCCUCUAGUGCAGGACUCUUAGGCUGCAUUUUUGUCCCAAAGUGUUACACCAUCUUGUUAAUGCCAAAAAGAAAUUCUCUGCAUGGCUUCAGUGAUAAAAGACAUAAUAGUAGAAAUAAGCAUUCUUAA